Dacryopinax primogenitus is the source of this 1446-nucleotide messenger RNA. RefSeq names its product SAICAR synthase-like protein. The transcript is spliced from 4 exons. Gene Ontology annotation, biological process: inositol phosphate biosynthetic process; phosphatidylinositol phosphate biosynthetic process. Lineage: Eukaryota; Fungi; Basidiomycota; Dacrymycetes; Dacrymycetales; Dacrymycetaceae. Gene Ontology annotation, cellular component: cytoplasm; nucleus. The record is from RefSeq and is a predicted model, not a curated record. Bases 1 to 1446 code for a protein of 481 amino acids. Gene Ontology annotation, molecular function: inositol hexakisphosphate kinase activity.
AUGGACGACAACGCUCUUCGCAUCUCAACCUCUGGCGACAACGGCUUGGAUCGACACGGGGGCGACGAACCUAUCUUUGACCUGGACGGUCCUCACAGCGGGCGAUGGCUUCGACCUGUGCGCCUGAGACCCUUCAGGAACAAGGUUGGCGGUCACAGCGCUAUCUACAAGUUUACCAAGCGCGCUGUGUGUAAGCCUCUUGCGAGCCGGGAAAACAUUUUCUAUGAAGCGGUGGAACGCGAAGCGCCAGCUUUACUAGGGUUCAUUCCCAGGUAUCUAGGCGUCAUGCUGGUCAAUUACCGUCGUUGUAAAGAAGCAGAUACGUCUGGUGUUUUCGGCGACAUGGAAGAUGUCGAAGGCAUCGUGGCGGAUUAUCAGCGGAGGCCACCCCUUUCUGGAGACGGGUUUCGCAAGAGUCGGAAGACUAUGAGCACUGCGGCCGCUGUAAAUGGCAUGCACACCCCUUUGGAAUCACCGGUUGCUUUGUCACCGCCUUCACACGAACUGCAGGGUACCCGUCAGGAGCACUUCAUCCUCCUCGAGGAUCUCACUGGCCGACUUAGGAAGCCAUGUGUUCUCGAUCUCAAGAUGGGAACACGGCAGUACGGCGUAGAUGCUUUGCCUGCGAAGAAGAAGAGCCAACGCGCCAAGUGUGACCGGACCACCAGCCGCACUUUGGGUGCGCGAAUCUGCGGAAUGCAGGUGUGGGACAAAGUCGAGGGCUCCUUCUACCAGCAGGACAAAUACAUCGGACGGAAAAUCAAGACAGAGGACUUCCCGAAUUCGUUAGCUCGAUUCUUGUUCGACGGCGAUAAGUUCCUCGUAUAUCACAUCCCUCCGAUGAUCCAGAAACUCUGCGCAUUGGCUCGCAUCAUCGUCCAGUUGACUGGAUACCGGUUCUACGGAUGCAGCCUGCUUCUUCUAUACGAAGGCGAGCCAGACAUCCAAUCCGCGUAUGCUCGGCUGGGCCCGGCUGCACACCUGUUGUGCAUCGACUUGUCUGUCCCGACAAAGAAGGACGGUCGCGCAUGCAGGAAACGAAAGGGAGAACUCGAUAUCCGAAUUGUGGAUUUCGCCCAUUCGGCGACUGGCAAAGAUUAUCUACCACAUCCUCCUCCCUCUCCAGGAGCACCUGAGAUGCUCAACUCUAAUGGAUAUGAUUCGCGGGUCGAUCCAGUGUCUGGGCUCAUAUAUGCCCGCUUUUCUCCACAUCGACCCGAGCUUCCCGAUAUUGGGUUCUUGUUCGGUCUCAAGAACCUCGUACAUACGCUGGACAAAAUGUGGAACGAGGAACGGUCGAAGCGGAGUCGGGCCAUCCAAGAAGGAAGAAUGGCAGAAGCAGAAAAGCUCUCACCUUUACCGCAGGACGGGAGAGAAGUAUUUGAUACCGUAUUUGGGAAACCUGGCGCUCCGGGCUUGGUGACCGACGGCUACAUAUCCACGUAA